GUGGACUCGUCCUAACACUGCCAUGUUGGAUGGAACUGGCGCUGGGCUCUCUGGCGGCCGGACUUCCCAGGAAAGUUUUUGCCGUUUUCCGUGUUCACUCGGUUGCUCCAGUUUUGACCUUAUUUUGUGGAGGAGGGGGACCUCGCACUACAUUCCUGAGCGGCAUAUUUUUUUUGUUUCUGCAGUCUUGCCAACCCCCGGGAUAAAGUGAACCGGUGUGCGGGGUCGGAGCCAGGCCACGGAUGACCGAGGGAUUGUUUAUGUAUCUUUUUGGAUCUCGUAACGAGUUAGAGUCCGUAUAUACUUUAUAAACUGAUCGCCAAUAAUGAGUGGACACCCGCCGCCACGGCGGCAAACAAAUGUCGGCUCGACAUUACUGUCUUCGCAGGAGAAUGAAUGUCUUUUCAACCACCUCGGCAGGAAAUGCAUCACAUUGUCUUCAGGCGUGGUCCAGGUAUUCACAGCAGAUAGGAGCUCCAGCUGGAACAAGAAAUGCUGCGGGGUGGCCUGUUUGGUUAAAGACAACCCCCAACGAUCCUACUUCAUCAGGGUCUUUGACAUCAGGGAUGGGAAGGUGAUGUAUGAACAGGAACUGUACAACAACUUUAACAUUAGUGUCCCCAAACCGUACUUCAUCACAUUUGCUGGAGAUACAUGCCAAGUGGGUCUGAACUUUUCCAGUGAAGAAGAGUGCAAGCGUUUCCGGAACUCUGCGGGAGAGCUAAUGGGGAGAAAACAGAGGAAAACCGAGAAGAGACGCGACCCUGCAAAUGGACCCGCAUUGCCCAUGGCGACUGUCGAUAUCAAAAACCCAGAGAUCAACAGUGUUCAGCGUUAUCACAACAAUUCUCAGAUGAACAACAUUGUGCACUCUUCCUUUCCCAAGAGGGAGAAAAAAGUCAAAGGGGGGAAGAAGAAGAAGUUGACAAAGGCAGACAUCGGCACACCGAGCAACUUCCAGCACAUUGGACAUGUAGGAUGGGAUCCAAACACAGGCUUUGAUCUGAAUAACUUGGACCCAGAGCUGAAAAACCUGUUUGAUAUGUGUGGCAUUUCUGAGGCUCAGCUAAAGGAUAAAGAGACCUCUAAGGUCAUCUAUGAUUUCAUCGAGAAGAACGGAGGUGUAGAUGCUGUCAAAGAUGAGCUGCGGAAACAAGCACCUCCACCUCCACCUCCAUCCAGAGGCGGCCCUCCUCCCCCCCCACAUCACGGUUCCGCCCCUCCCCCACCACCACCUCCCCAACGGGGACGAGGUGCCCCUCCACCUCCUCCGUCCAGAGUUCCCGUCUCUGCACCCCCGCCUCCCCCUCCAUCACGGCCAGGCAUGUCUGCUCCACCGCCGCCUCCUCCCAGCCGCGGCCCACUCCCGCCUCCCCCUCCACCGGCCUGCAUCCCUUCCCGCCGCACCUCCCCACCACCCCCACCUCCCCCCUCAUCCGGCACUGGCGCACCUCCUCCUCCUCCUCCUCCACCCCCACCUCCUCCUGGCCCUACCCCUCCUGGCCCUCCACCCCCAGCUCCUCCGCUCGCCACAGAAGCUAACGGAGGGGACAGCAGCCUGCCGGCAUCCGGAAACAAGUCGGCGCUACUGAGUCAGAUCAGAGAUGGAACCCAGCUCAAAAAGGUGGAGCAGAAAGAGAGGCCAGCAUCCAACGUGGGCAGAGACGCGCUUCUGGACCAAAUCCGACAAGGAAUCCAACUUAAAACUAGGGACGAUAAUAAUGACUCAGCACCUGCCACACCAGCCCCAUCAUCAGGCAUUGUUGGGGCCCUCAUGGAGGUGAUGGAGAAAAGGAAAAGGGCUAUUCACUCUUCAGAUGAGGAUGAUGAUGAUGAAGAUGAUGAAGACUUUGAGGAGGAGGAUGAGUGGGAUGACUAGUGUUUUUGUUUUUUUUUGUUUUUCUCCCCUUCCCAAACCCCCCCUCCUCAAUUCCCAAACCGAAUGAUCACAACACUAAAAUUGUAUUUGGAAAAAGAAAUCGUUAAUUUCAAAAUUAUUAAUGUAAAUGUUCUAUUGAUUUGCUGUAUAUUUUUUGUUGCCUUCAUGCCUUUUUAUUAAUCUGUGCAAUACCUCAUUUAAUCUGUAAAUGUUUGUCAUUGUCAUCUUCGGUCGUCGGCCCUUCAUCUUCUCCCUUUACGCCUUAUUGGCUGGAUCUGUCUCUUGAUAGCAAUAUGUCUCAUCUCUCAUUUUAAGUGUCCCCCCGUUCACAUCACUCCCUCAUCUGUCACUCAGGCAUCUUUCAUAUCUGCUGCCUCCCAUAGCACACGUUCCCAGUCCUCAGUUUAACGUGCAAUUUUAUAUCAAUUUGUCUUUCAAACUUCAGAGUUAAAUGUAGUUUUGGGGUGGUGGCUUACAAAACAGGUCACCACAGAUCUUUUGAUUAGUCGUAUCAUCGUUGUUCAUUAGGAGGGAAAAGAAUUAACUAUUUUCAUACCCUACUGCUCUGUAGUUUAUUUUUACGUAUUCAAAUGAUCCUAGUUUAGCACUCAUAUUUUCUUAAAACAAAGAGGAUUUUUGGAAUAUUUAGCUUCAUUUGUUGUGGACUGUAAAUUUUCUCCAGAGUUUGAGUCUUGUUAUAUUUUUGCACAGAUUAAAAAGAGGAGACUCGCUGCAUGAAUACAGGACAUUUUUCAGGUCUGCUUCAUUAUGGAAAUUACAUACGCUUUAGGUAAUGAGACAGAAAUACACCUGAACAUGAAGCUUUUUUAUUUCAUUUGUUUUUAAACACACAACACUACAUAGAGUACAUGAAUGGAGGUAGCCUACAGUGUUAUGGCAGGCUAUCUGUUGUGAUUUUUAGGGUUUUUUGGGUGGGUUUUUUUUGUCAUCGACACACUAAAGAUUCAGCUGAAUCUGUUUUCUGUUUUUUACAAUAGCAAGCAGAGUAUUAAUAAAUGCCUGUUUGUUGAAAUCAGGUCAUUCAUCAUGUAAAACUUGUGGAAUAAAGACAUUUUAGUUUUCAUACCUGAUGCUUAUCAUGGGUCCAUAUGCAAAGUUACUGUGCAGAAACACCAGGGCUAACAUGUACUUCCUGCUAUAGGAAGAAAUGCAUUCAUGGCAUUCUUCUAACAAGUAUCAUUAUUUUAGCUAAUUGUAAAUCAUGAGGUGUACCAUAGGAAUCACUUCCAUAAAGAACUCGGUGGUUAACAGUUCUCUACAAAGACUAAAGAUUCAAGCUGUCAUUUGAUCUGAACUAAAAAAGGAAAACGGUUAAGUUUAACAGUUUUCUUUAAUGUUAAAUAGGACAAAAUACUUCAGUCACAACUAGUUAAAAGUCUGCUUAAUUGUUAGAGAACUGUAAUUUCCACGGUUGUGCAAAUUCCUUCUAACCCGUUUGUCUCUAAAGUGAUAUUGUAUAACGUAACUUUUGCUAAACAGCAGUUGAUAAGUUUUCCUUUAGUGCUUUCUGUCUGAAAGGUUCUGCAAGAUAUGGUCAAAGGUAUACGUCAGCACAAACCAUCUUUUCCUGAAUGUAUGGAAUAGCUCGCUUAUUUCCUACAAAUGUAGGUCUUAAUUACAGUUUGAGUAUGUUAAAAUUUCAACUUUGUAACUCUAAGUUUCAAGUUGGGUCUGUCAAAAUUUUGAUUUAAAUAUAUCUUAAAAUUUCAAGGUUUUUUUUUUUUUUUUGCAUUGGCAGAAAAUGGUUUUAAAAGCUAAACAAAAUUAUGACAGAAAAUGGAAAAUAAAGAAGUAACCCUGACGGCAAAACACUUCUUCUAGUGAGCAUUGGACACAAAUGACAGUUAUUGGUAAAUCCUGUAUUAUAAAAUUAGCUCUAACAGCAGCCAUAAAUGGAAAAUGUUAACAUUUAUCAUAAAGUUUUCUGUUAUUGUUGGCUAACAUUAGCCAUUAGCAUAUGUUUAUAGCACACAUUAAACCCUUGGCCUCAAAAAUAGAGAUAACCUGACUUCCAACCUGUACGUAAUCAGUGAAGCGUCAUGAAGACUGAUUGGUGUGGUUUCAGUUUUGGAGGAAAUGGCUUGUUUGCUCAGGCUUUAAAUUUUAGCUAACCAUUUGCUAGCUGUUUAUACCAGACCAAAAAACGUGGCAGAGAAAACCGUGAACCGAACUAAGUAAGGGUGAGUAGUACCGCUCGCCAAGAAAGGAGGAAAAAUCUAAAACCUGUUGCUGUGUCAUCAAGCUAAUGAGUUGUCAUGUUUAGUAACUAAACCUUAAAAAAGAAAAGGAUAUUAGCAUUCCAGUCUGGGUAAUUUUGCUAAUACGUUUCUGGAUGAUAAUAAUAAUAAUAAUUUUUUUAAAAAAAAGACCAAUACAACACUUGCAGUGCGUGAAGUUUCUUAAAAAAUACUGUGAUUGAAAACAUUUAAAGCUCUUCAAACUAUAAUUUCUUUUCUUCUGUUUGCUAUUUAAGAAAAAAAUAUUUCCUUCAAAUUAUGUCUUUGAGAGACAAAUUGCCACUUGUUUGAUUUUCUAACUGACCUCUUUUUUUUUUCUUCUUCUUCUUUUUUGUCAAAUACUAAGAUACUUCUUGGGAGAAAAACAUGCCAUGUUUUUGCUGAUGUUAGCUUCUGUAGGUAACUCGGUUAAUAAGACAUUGUGAAUGCCAAGUCUUACCAAAAAGGCUGGAUGAAUAAUGACUCUUACAAUGUACACUCCAAUAAAAGGUUGAUAUAUA
This is a messenger RNA of Oreochromis niloticus (Nile tilapia), 4637 nucleotides long. RefSeq names its product WASP like actin nucleation promoting factor b (gene waslb). The record is from RefSeq and is a predicted model, not a curated record. Gene Ontology annotation, biological process: actin filament organization. Lineage: Eukaryota; Metazoa; Chordata; Actinopteri; Cichliformes; Cichlidae. Gene Ontology annotation, molecular function: actin binding.